Messenger RNA from Bathycoccus prasinos, 1515 nucleotides. RefSeq names its product 1-aminocyclopropane-1-carboxylate synthase. The record is from RefSeq and is a predicted model, not a curated record. Lineage: Eukaryota; Viridiplantae; Chlorophyta; Mamiellophyceae; Mamiellales; Bathycoccaceae. Gene Ontology annotation, biological process: biosynthetic process; amino acid metabolic process. Bases 1 to 1515 code for a protein of 504 amino acids. The transcript has a single exon. Gene Ontology annotation, molecular function: pyridoxal phosphate binding; transaminase activity.
AUGAACACCACCGGAGUAAAUCAGUACAAUUCCAAGUUCGUUGCGCGCAGUUUGGCGAAGAAAGUAUACCAACGCUCUACUCGUCACUGUGUCUCGAUUCAGCGUUCUUCACGGUCGAAGAUGGUAAGCGAGGAAGAAGUAAAUUACGAAAUAGGGCAGCGCAUAGAAACACAAGAAGAUGCUGCGGUUUUUAUAAAGGCAGAAACGGAAAAGGGAACAAUCUUGAGCGAGCGUGGGUACGGUGCGUGCAAACCGCCAUUCUCGUACUGGCCGUACUUUUUGCGGUGUGCAAAUCGGCCGUUUGAUGCUACGAACGAUAGAGAAGGAUACAUUAAUCUCGCAGUUGCUCAAAAUUUCCUCGCCAAACAAGACGUGCAGGACAAAGUGAAAGAGAUAUGUAAGAAUAACGAAAACGAUGCUUUGAUAUUUGGCCUCGAGGCGGCUGGUUAUGACAAUAUGAAGGGAAUCGAAAGAUUGAGGAAAGCGUUCAGUAAUCACGCUAAUAGAAUAAUUUCUCCAAACUUCGCGUGGCACGAGGACGACGUGUGCGUAUCCUCGGGCGUCGGCGCUUGCAUUGACAACCUAGUCUUUGCGAUUGCAGACUCGAAUGAUUUCAUUCUUAUUCCAGCACCUUAUUAUCCAGCAUUCACAAACGAUUUAGGAGUUCGCUGUAGAGUACGAGCCGUGCCUGUAUAUAAUUCGAGCGGAGAUGUGACAGUGCUACCCUCGCUCGAAGAUUUUAAACGUGCCGAAGAAAACGCCGUCGGCGAAGGCGAAGGAAUGUGUCGGGCGUUACUCUUAACAAACCCGAACAACCCUUUAGGAAUUAUAUAUGAGCCAGGAGACUACAGAAGGUGUGUUGAUUGGGCACUGGAGAAACAAAUUCACUGUAUUUCGGAUGAGGUAUACGCCGGAAGCAUUUACGAUAGCGAAAUGAACGCGAAGACGCGCGGCUUUAUCAGCGCUGCGGAGCUGGUCGAAGAGCACACUCCCUACGGCCCGCAUAUACUCACCGGGCUCUCGAAGGACUUUUGUGCAUCAGGUUACAGAGUAGGAGCUAUAUUAACAAAAUCAAAACCUGUGCAAACUGCACUGUCGAACGUUUCUUACUUUUGUGCCGUUCCGGGACCGUUUCAACACGUGAUUGCGGCAAUGCUUGAAGAUGAAGUUUGGGUCGAUGAGCUUUUCUCAAUGAAUAGAACGCGUUUGAAGCAAUCGCGAGAUGUGCUCGUCGCGUCGUUAAAUGAAAAAAAGAUACCUCACAUCGUUCCAAACGCAGGCUUAUUCAUUUGGAUUGAUUUAUCCAACGAGUUGAAAGAGCAAACAUUCGAAGAAGAAAAGAAACUAUGGAAAAUUUUAUUCGAAGAGACGCAUCUCAUGCUCACUCCAGGUAAAGACGCAAAGAACAAGAAACCGGGGACUUUCCGUGCAUGUUUUGCAGCGACGCCGUUUGAGUCUCUGAAAGUCGCAAUCGAACGAAUAUCAACUGGAUUGGAAAUGUAUAGAAAUUUGUAG